Messenger RNA from Daucus carota subsp. sativus, 1742 nucleotides. Its product is annotated as ammonium transporter 2 member 5. Gene Ontology annotation, biological process: ammonium transmembrane transport. Gene Ontology annotation, cellular component: plasma membrane. The transcript is spliced from 3 exons. Lineage: Eukaryota; Viridiplantae; Streptophyta; Magnoliopsida; Apiales; Apiaceae. Gene Ontology annotation, molecular function: ammonium channel activity. The record is from RefSeq and is a predicted model, not a curated record. The coding region runs from base 18 to 1442 and encodes 474 amino acids.
AUUCGGAAAAAAUUAAAAUGAGUCACCUCCCGUUGAACCUGGCUCCGAGUGAUGCAAGCCCGGGAUGGAUGAACAAAGGUGACAAUGCAUGGCAACUCACAGCAGCAACCCUGGUGGGAAUCCAGAGUGUUCCAGGCCUAGUCAUUUUGUACGGCAGCAUUGUCAAGAAGAAAUGGGCUGUCAACUCUGCCUUCAUGGCCCUUUACGCCUUCGCGGCUGUGCUGGUUUGUUGGGUUGGCUGGGGAUAUCAGCUCUCAUUCGGGACCAAACAAUUGGUUCCGUUUCUGGGAAUGCCUAAUGUGGCACUCAAUGCCAAGUAUUUGACGGGGCCAGCGUUUACGGGGAUGCUCCCGAACGCUACCAUGGUGUUUUUUCAGUUUGUUUUCGCGGCAAUAACGUUGAUUUUGAUAGCCGGGGCGUUACUUGGAAGGAUGAAUUUUGUGGCCUGGAUGAUUUUCGUGCCACUUUGGAUGACGUUUUCGUACACAGUUGGGGCGUAUAGUAUUUGGUCCCUUGGAGGCUGGUUGUCGACCAGGGGGAUUAUUGAUUAUUCGGGUGGCUAUGUUAUUCAUCUUUCUUCCGGGGUAGCUGGUUUCACCGCAGCUUAUUGGGUCGGGCCAAGAGCAACCAAGGACAGAGAGAGAUUUCCUCCCAACAACAUACUACUGAUGCUGGCAGGAGCAGGUUUGCUCUGGAUGGGGUGGAGCGGAUUCAACGGUGGAGAUCCUUAUGCUGCCAGCACUGACGCGUCUCUAGCCGUCCUUAACACACACGUCUGCGCUGCCACCAGCUUGCUCACAUGGCUCAUGCUGGACAUUCUGUUCUUCAAAAAGCCUUCGGUGAUUGGCGCCACACAAGGCAUGAUUACUGGCUUAGUUUGUAUUACUCCAGCUGCAGGAGUGGUACAAGGUUGGGCAGCAAUUACAAUGGGACUACUAUCCGGAAGCAUUCCCUGGUACACAAUGAUGGUCCUUCACAAAAAAAUAUCGUUCUUAACAAAAGUAGACGACACAAUGGCAGUGUUCCACACCCAUGCUGUUGCCGGGAGCUUAGGUGGCCUCCUUGCAGGAUUUUUCGCGGAUCCAACGCUUAAUAGAAUGUUCUACAACAUCGAUCCACUGAAGUCGGAUUCGUGGAAGAAGUACAUUGGACUUGCCUAUGGUAUUCAGAAUGGAAGGAGCUCUGCAGGGUUUAGGCAAAUGGGGGUUCAGCUGUUGGGAAUAGUAUUUGUGGUUUGCCUGAACCUUGUUGUUACUAGCAUAAUUUGUUUGUUGAUUGGGCUUGUGGUUCCGCUGAGGCUGAGUGAUCAGGAAUUAGAAUAUGGAGAUGAAGCCAUACAUGGAGAAGAGGCCUAUGCAGUUUGGGGUGAUGGGGAAAAGUUUGAGAAAUCAAGGCAGGUUGCUCAGGAGGAGAUUAAUACAAAAAGGAGGGCCAAAGUUUGAAUUUGGUCUGGGCUGUGGAUGGGCCCAGGAAUCCUAAACUAUAAACAUGAGCAGUUCAUGACCAUUAGGCUUUAAGAUAGAAACAUAGUGAUAAUUAUGGAUGUAAUAUGGUGUUAGAAAAGACUGCCAGAUUUAAGGAAUAAAAUGAAAUGAAAUAGAAUCCUGUUACAGUGAUCACGUGAUAGGAAGGGGCAGGAUCUAACAAAAAGACAUGGAAAUGUAGUGAAAAUGCUAAUGGCACGUGAAAUGAUCCUUGUCGAUUUGGAUGUGAAAAAUAUGUGAGAAGUUCAAAUUAAUGAA